Molecule: messenger RNA, 648 nt
Organism: Strongylus vulgaris
Lineage: Eukaryota; Metazoa; Nematoda; Chromadorea; Rhabditida; Strongylidae
Source: the annotation of a GenBank genome assembly
AUGGUUCACUACAAACUCACCUACUUUGAUGGUCGCGGUGCUGCAGAAAUCAUACGUCAGUCACCUGAACUAACAAAUCACUCAUCGGUUUUUGUCCUUGCUGGUCAAGACUUUGAGGAUGUUCGGCUUACACAAGAAGAGUGGCCGAAGCAUAAGGCUGAAAUGCCAUUUGGCCAAGUGCCAGUGCUGGAGGUUGACGGUCAGCAGCUCGCACAGUCGUUUGCAAUUGUCCGUUUCCUCUCCAGAAAGUUUGGAUUUGCUGGCAAAACUCCGUUUGAGGAGGCUCUCGUAGACUCGAUUGCCGAUCAGUGGAAGGAUUUUAUGAAAGAAAUCCAACCAAUGGUAAAGGUCGCCCUGGGUUUUGAAGAAGGGGAUUUGGACAAACUAACCAAGGAAAUUUUCCUUCCGGCUCGCGACAAGUUUUUUGGAUAUAUGACAAAGUUCCUUAAGAAGAACAAGUCAGGCUAUCUCGUUGGAGAUUCACUUACCUUUGCUGAUCUAUAUCUCGCUGAGUACUUUUCUGAAUUUGCCAAAAAGAUCCCAGGACUUUUUGAUGGGUUCCCAGAGAUGAAAGCUCAUGCCGAAAAGGUUCGUUCGAAUCCCAUCUUAAAGAAGUGGAUUGAAACUCGACCACAAACUAAGUUCUGA